Messenger RNA from Cyanistes caeruleus (blue tit), 505 nucleotides. Lineage: Eukaryota; Metazoa; Chordata; Aves; Passeriformes; Paridae. The record is from RefSeq and is a predicted model, not a curated record.
CCAGCCCCGCCCAGACAAAUUCCCCGACAGCCUGGAGCCACCAGGGGGCGCCCCGUCCCUGACCAACGAGGCGCUGCUGUUCCACGAGAAGUGCGGGGCCCUCAUCAAACUCAGCAACGGCCACAAAACGGCCGAGAGGCGGCGGCCGCUGGACGAGUUCAACAACGGCGUGGUGCUGACCAACCGGCCCCUCAGGGACGGGGAGAUGUUCGAGAUCCGCAUUGACAAACUGGUGGACAAAUGGUCGGGAUCCAUCGAGAUCGGGGUCACCGCCCACAACCCCAACAGCCUCGAGUACCCGGCCACCAUGACCAACCUGCGCUCAGGGACGAUCAUGAUGAGCGGCUGUGGGAUCCUCACCAACGGCAAAGGGACGCGCCGGGAGUACUGCGAGUUCAGCCUGGACGAGCUGCAGGAGGGGGAUCACAUCGGCCUGACCCGCAAGGCCAACAACGCCCUGCACUUCUACAUCAACGGCGUGGACCAAGGUACGGGACGAUCAUGA